AUGAAGGAACCUGCUGAUGCCCCGCGGCCUCAGGAGGAGGAGGAAGAGGAGGUGGAUCCCCGCAUCCAGGGGGAGCUGGAAAAACUAAAUCAAUCUACUGAUGAUAUCAAUCGCAGAGAGACGGAGCUGGAGGAUGCACGCCAGAAGUUCCGCUCCGUGCUGGUUGAAGCAACAGUAAAACUGGAUGAACUGGUAAAGAAGAUCGGAAAAGCUGUAGAAGACUCUAAACCUUACUGGGAAGCUCGAAGGGUGGCCAGACAGGCACAGCUGGAAGCUCAGAGGGCAACUCAGGAUUUUCAGAGGGCGACCGAAGUGCUGCGUGCUGCAAAAGAGACCAUUUCUCUUGCUGAGCAGAGGCUACUGGAAGAUGACAAACGUCAGUUUGAUUCUGCCUGGCAAGAGAUGCUCAACCAUGCUACUCAGAGGGUCAUGGAGGCAGAACAGACCAAAACGAGAAGUGAGCUGGUUCACAAGGAGACUGCAGCCAAAUACAAUGCUGCCAUGGGAAGGAUGAAACAGCUGGAGAAGAAGCUGAAAAGAGCCAUCAAUAAAUCCAAACCUUAUUUUGAACUCAAGGCAAAGUACUAUGUCCAACUAGAGCAACUGAAGAAAACAGUGGAUGACCUGCAGGCAAAACUAGCCCUGGCAAAGGGAGAGUAUAAGACUGCCUUGAAAAACCUGGAGAUGAUCUCAGAUGAGAUUCACGAGCGGAGACGGUCCAUUGCCAUGGGGCCCCGAGGCUGUGGCGUGGGUGCUGAAGGGAGCAACACCUCUGUGGAAGACCUGUCAGCAAGCAAACCAGAGUCGGACACCAUCUCCAUGGCUUCAGAAGCGUUUGAGGAUGAAAACGGCAGCAGCUUUGUAUCUGAAGAAGAUUCAGAAACUCAGUCGGUGUCCAGCUUUAGCUCUGGUCCUACAAGCCCCUGUGAAGUGCCCACUCAGUUUCCUCCCGCGACACGACCUGGAAGGCUGGAUCUGCCCAGCCCUGUAUCCCUCUCCGAGUUUGGGAUGAUCUUCCCUGUCCUUGGCCCCCGAAGUGAAUGCAGCGGGGCAUCCUCCCCCGAGUGCGAAGCUGAAAGAGGGGAUAGGGCAGAAGGGGCUGAGAACAAGACGAGCGACAGAGCGAACAAGAAUAGGAACAGCAACAGGAGCAGCUCCAUUGAGGGGCUGGCUUUGGAUGCCCGAAUGAAGCAGCUCUCCCUUCAGUGCAUGAAAAUCAAAGAGGGAAUAUGCGCAGGCAGAAAAGCUGCCCAGAUUGGCUGAGGAGUUCUUGUGCCCUGUCCUGGUUAAUGGGAGUAUAAAUAUUUAUACAUGAACUUCUAAGUGUUUGAAGAACAUUGUGCCAAUAAUAUAUGCCAAAUCUUAAGCGUU
This is a messenger RNA of Chaetura pelagica (chimney swift), 1371 nucleotides long. RefSeq names its product SH3-domain binding protein 5 (BTK-associated) (gene SH3BP5). Lineage: Eukaryota; Metazoa; Chordata; Aves; Apodiformes; Apodidae. The transcript has 10 exons. Gene Ontology annotation, molecular function: protein kinase inhibitor activity. The record is from RefSeq and is a predicted model, not a curated record. Gene Ontology annotation, cellular component: cytoplasm. Gene Ontology annotation, biological process: intracellular signal transduction; negative regulation of protein tyrosine kinase activity. Bases 1 to 1263 code for a protein of 420 amino acids.